AAACAAAAAAAAUGAUGCAACAACACCAACCUCAAGAUUCCUUCGGAUCAACUUUUGAUUUUAGCACAGACAAGGGAAGCUAUUCAAUUCCAAAGCAAGCCUUGAUCCAAUAUGUUGAAAAGGCUUUCUUACAAGAGAAAAAGUCCUUCUUGUUGCUUCCAAUUCCUUCCUCUCAGGAUUUUAUUCCCUUCUCCGUGAUGGAACAAAUUGCAAAGGAAUCAGAGAGUGUUAGAAAACAAAUGGAAAUUGUUCUUCAAACUGUGCCAGAGCAGAAUGAUAGCUUGAGUGAUUUUCACUAUACUUUUGGAUCAUUACCAGAUGAACCAAGUGUAUCCUAUGAAAGUGAUCCGAAUGCCUAUGUUCAAGAUUUGGCAUUGUUGACCAAUGAUACACCUGGAUUAUUUGUCAAUGAUAUUGAUGGUGGAAAAUUCCACUUUGUUUCACAACGUCAUUAUGAUGCAGUUGGUGACUUUGUGUGUAAAUAUGUACAGGAAGAACUUUUGGUUAAGAGAUGUAAAUUAGAUGAAUAUUGGUUGCCAUUGGAUAUGAAUGCACAAACUCAAAAAGAUCAAAUGGUUAAUAUCUUCAUGUCAAAGGAUGCAUUGACAAAUCCAAACAAACUUAUGCUUCUUAUACAGGGAUCAGGUGCUGUUCGUCCAGGACAAUGGGCUAGAGCUCUCUGUAUGAAUGACACACUCAAGACUGGUACUCAAUACAAUUAUAUUGUACAAGCUAUGAAGGAAGGAUAUGGAGUGAUUGUUUUCAAUCCAAAUCAAAACCAUUACGUUCCAAAGGAGUUGGAUGAUCCAACCAAGUACAACAAGACAGGAUACAUGAAUAGAAACAAACCAGAACCAUUGCCAAAGAAUGUCAAAAAGUCCAUUCCACACAAUCAAUCCCCACCUGAACAUACAGUCUAUGUGUGGGAUCAUUUCGUUAAGAAGGCAGCAGCUAAGGAUGUUGUAAUUGUUGCUCACUCUGCUGGAGGUUGGUGCACUAUGGAAUUAUUGAAGGAGAGAACACAGGAAUGCUUGAAUAGAGUUAGAGCUAUUGCUUUUACUGAUUCAGUUCACUCAGUUAAUUCAUCUGAUCCAAAACCUGUUCGUGAUUUUGUGGUUGCCAAUGCUGUCAAUUGGGUUACCUCUGAAAAGCAAUGUGAUGUUCUCGUUUCACCAAAGAGACAGGGAUCAUCAUGUGAAUGCAGAAGUGCUGGUCACAAUAAGCAUGAAUAUACCUCAGAGUUUUGUCGUGAAGCUGCCUUCUCAUAUAUCAAUGCUAAAUUGGCUCAAUAAAUUUAAUAAAUUUUAACAAUAUCAACUC
This is a messenger RNA of Naegleria gruberi, 1320 nucleotides long. RefSeq lists its product as uncharacterized. The transcript is spliced from 2 exons. The record is from RefSeq and is a predicted model, not a curated record. Gene Ontology annotation, biological process: regulatory ncRNA-mediated heterochromatin formation. Gene Ontology annotation, cellular component: nucleus. The coding region runs from base 12 to 1292 and encodes 426 amino acids. Gene Ontology annotation, molecular function: siRNA binding. NCBI's taxonomy places the organism in Eukaryota, Heterolobosea, Eutetramitea, Acrasida, Naegleriidae.